Messenger RNA from Fusarium verticillioides 7600, 165 nucleotides. RefSeq lists its product as hypothetical. NCBI's taxonomy places the organism in Eukaryota, Fungi, Ascomycota, Sordariomycetes, Hypocreales, Nectriaceae. The coding region runs from base 1 to 165 and encodes 54 amino acids. The record is from RefSeq and is a predicted model, not a curated record. The transcript has a single exon.
AUGCUAGAACUCAUCCAACAUAGAAUGCUUGUCGUAGAUGUGGACAAGAGGUGGCCUAUCAGUCUUGUGUGUAGAGAGAUCUUAGAUAUUAGAUCUUCACUACCAAAACUCGAGCAUACAGAGGACUUGCUUUUGGGAAUCGGUGUGGGAGCGGAGCAGGCAUAA